This is a messenger RNA of Sarcophilus harrisii (Tasmanian devil), 3195 nucleotides long. RefSeq names its product zinc finger protein 143 (gene ZNF143). The record is from RefSeq and is a predicted model, not a curated record. Gene Ontology annotation, biological process: regulation of transcription by RNA polymerase II; central nervous system development. Lineage: Eukaryota; Metazoa; Chordata; Mammalia; Dasyuromorphia; Dasyuridae. The coding region runs from base 567 to 2483 and encodes 638 amino acids. Gene Ontology annotation, cellular component: nucleus; transcription regulator complex; PcG protein complex. Gene Ontology annotation, molecular function: DNA-binding transcription factor activity, RNA polymerase II-specific; RNA polymerase II cis-regulatory region sequence-specific DNA binding. The transcript is spliced from 16 exons.
GGGGGGGGGGGAGUUCUGGUCUUGGCCACUGUGAUCAUCAUCAUUGCUACUGUCAUUAUCAUGUAAUAUUUUUUCCUUCCGAGUUUUCUUCUCCAGUUGUGGAGCUGUGGUGGGGGUAAGGAGCAGUGGAAAAGGUGGCCAGAGCUGACCAGUUCUCGCUCUCUUUUAUAUUCAAGCAGCUCUGUCUCUCCUUAGACCCUAAGCUAGCCAGGCUCGCCAACUCUCCAAGUCAGAGACAAGGGAGCUUGCAAGGGUGGGGAGAACUCUAAUUCUGCCAGGGUGAAUCUCAGCCAUAGCAGCAGGCUGGUGAUGGAGGUUUGGGGGGAAGGUUCUUAGAACCUCUCCAAGUCAUACUAUAGAAGAGGCUUCUAAAAACUUAGCCCUGACUUGCUAAUCUAGUGAUUGUGAAAGGGAUGAUGAAAAUCUCUAUGAACCUAUUGUGUUUGGAAUUUUAUUAACUACAUCACUGGGUUUUGUUUGACUUCUCCAAAGGAAUAUGACCUGGGAUUUGUGGGGGUCAUCCUUUUAGCUUUGCAUAUUAAGCAAAAUUGUGGGCCAGGUAAACCAUGUUAUUAGCCCAGAUAAAUCGAGAUUCUCAGGGAAUGACUGAGUUUCCUGGCGGGGGAAUGGAGGCUCAGCAUGUCACUCUUUGCCUGACAGAGGCCGUAACUGUGGCAGAUGGUGACAAUCUGGAAAACAUGGAAGGUGUCAGUUUACAAGCAGUGACCCUUGCAGAUGGAUCCACAGCUUACAUACAACACAAUUCCAAAGAUGGAAAACUUAUGGAUGGCCAGGUUAUUCAACUUGAAGAUGGUUCUGCUGCCUAUGUCCAGCAUUUCCCCAUACCUAAGAGUACAGGGGAUAGUUUGCGUCUAGAAGAUGGACAGGCAGUUCAGUUGGAAGAUGGAACUACUGCUUUUAUUCAUCACACCUCCAAAGAUAGUUAUGACCAGAGUGCACUGCAGGCCGUCCAGUUGGAGGAUGGCACCACUGCCUACAUUCACCAUACUGUACAAGUUCCCCAGUCUGAUACCAUCUUGGCUAUUCAGUCAGAUGGCACCGUGGCAGGCUUGCACACAGGGGAUGCCACUAUUGACCCUGAUACCAUAAGUGCUUUGGAACAAUAUGCCGCAAAGGUGUCUAUUGAUGGAAGCGACACUGUAACUGGUGCUGGGAUAAUAGGUGAAAAUGAGCAGGACAAGAAAAUGCAGAUUGUGUUACAUGGACAUGGGACGAGAGUCACUGCAAAAUCACAGCAAAGCGGAGAAAAGACCUUUCGGUGCGACUACGAUGGGUGUGGAAAACUCUACACAACAGCUCACCAUCUCAAGGUCCAUGAAAGGUCACACACAGGGGACCGGCCGUACCAGUGUGAGCAUCUUGGCUGUGGGAAGGCCUUUGCCACAGGUUACGGAUUGAAAAGUCAUUUUAGAACCCACACAGGAGAAAAGCCAUAUCGGUGUUCAGAAGAUAAUUGUACGAAGUCUUUUAAAACAUCGGGUGACCUUCAGAAACACAUUCGCACUCACACAGGUGAACGCCCCUUUAAGUGUCCCCACGAAGGAUGCGGCAGGUCUUUUACUACAUCAAACAUCAGAAAAGUUCACAUUAGGACACACACAGGAGAAAGACCCUAUUACUGUACAGAGCCAGGAUGUGGGAGAGCAUUCGCCAGUGCAACGAAUUAUAAGAAUCACGUGAGGAUACACACAGGUGAGAAGCCAUAUGUUUGUACAGUCCCUGGGUGUGAUAAACGAUUCACAGAAUAUUCCAGUUUGUACAAACACCAUGUGGUUCACACUCACUCCAAACCAUACAAUUGCAAUCACUGUGGGAAAACGUAUAAGCAGAUCUCCACCCUCGCGAUGCACAAGCGAACAGCUCACAACGACACAGAGCCCAUCGAGGAGGAGCAAGAAGCCUUUUUUGAGCCCCCACCGGGUCAAGGCGAGGAUGUGCUCAAAGGUCCUCAGAUAACAUAUGUUACUGGUGUAGAAGGGGAAGAUGUUGUAUCUGCACAAGUAGCUACAGUAACUCAGAGUGGAUUGAGCCAGCAAGUAACACUCAUAUCCCAGGAUGGAACCCAACAUGUCAACAUAUCUCAGGCAGACAUGCAAGCCAUUGGCAAUACCAUCACAAUGGUGACGCAAGAUGGCACCCCAAUCACAGUCCCCGCUCAUGAUGCAGUUAUCUCUUCAGCAGGAACACACUCUGUAGCCAUGGUGACUGCAGAGGGUACGGAAGGACAGCAGGUGGCGAUUGUGGCCCAGGACUUGGCAGCCUUCCACACGGCCUCCUCAGAAAUGGCGCACCAGCCACACGGGCACCAUUUGGUGGCCACAGAAGCCCGGCCGCUGACGUUGGUGGCCACGUCCAACGGAACACAGAUCGCCGUGCAGCUUGGAGAACAGCAGUCUUUGGAAGAAGCCAUCAGAAUAGCCUCCAGAAUCCAGCAAGGAGAGACGCCAGGCUUGGAUGAUUAACCUGGAUCUUGGGACCAUCCGGCGGAGAAUAUUUUCUUUUCACACAACAGAGACCCUUGCAGCCAGAGUCCGAGAACACUUGGAAGUUUCCCAUUCCUUGAUCCUCUGCACACAUUUUUAUGCACAAGUGGACAACGUCUCACGCUUGACCCUUGAAAUAGAUCGGUUGGGCUCGGUGACCACCAAGGUCCCUUCCAACUCUCAAAUCGGCAACUCUUGAUUUCCAACCUGACCCCAUGUGUAUGCAGAAAUAUGAAAUUAGGACUAGAUGGUAGAUUUUCCUGUUGUUACUCUUUUAUCGACUCUCAGACUACUAAAGUCUACCUGCAUGGCCAGUGCAGCUGUAGAAUUCUGCCCCAGGAUGAAUUUUAACUUUUAAGUACAUGAUCAAGGCUAUUCAGAUACCUUCAGAUGUCUGAAAGGUCCUUACAAUCAUAAUUCCAGAAGCCAUUUCAAAUGACAAAAGGAUGCAAAGCCUUUAAGAAUGUUCCUCAAUUAGUAGGAACUUGGCAAUUUUGGUUCUACAUUUCUCCACUUUGAUUUCUGUCCCAGGUAGCUGGGUGACUGUUGUCUUCCCCGUCUUUGUUAAAUACAGCCUAUUCAGCCAAUUCCAUUAGCUUUACAUUAGAUUAUGUAAAAACUGAAAUGCUUUGGUUGUUCAGAAUUAAAAGGUUAAAUUCGAUACUUUGGUUUCCUUAAAGGUUUUACCUUA